AUGAUAAAAAUCCUGAUCAUGUCCUUGACCUUAUCUCUUCACUUAUUCCUUAUUGCCACAGCUACAGAUAUCAGGAUUAACUGGCUACAGAAUUACUACUACUCCAGUGAUCGAGUACUGACCCUCUGGGGCUCCCUGGUUGUGGAAGACAUUGAGAUACUGGCAGCCUAUAAUGAUUCACGGUUCAUUGUAUUCAAGCAGAGCUGGUCAAAGGGGAACCUGAGUAACACAGACUGGAUGUUCUUUAAUAUGUUUCUGGGCAGUUUUUUUUAUUAUUUCCAACUACAUAUAGAUGAUAUAAGUGAGGAACUUGAAAUUAAAGGUGCCUUCAUAACUCAAUGCGUGGCAAUCUGUCCCUCAUCCACCGACAACCCGGCAGGCUAUGCUUUUAAGAUAGCGUUGGAAGGAGAAGAUCUGGUGCAUUUAAAUGUCACAGAAGGGGUAUGGGUCGCUGGGGACUAUCCUUACUCUGAAGCUGUACAGAAACACCUGCAGAAAGACAAAGUUACACUGGUUUCCAUUGAAAACAUGCUGAAGAACCAGUGCCAUGCCAUGGCCACCAAAUAUUCAACUGCAGGGAAGGAAGCCCUCUCCAGAAAGAUCCAGCCACAGGUCUACAUAACCAAGAAAGUUGAUAAAGCUGAAACAGAGGUGAUCUGUAUGGUGACUGGAUUCUAUCCAAAGCCAAUCAAUGUAAGCUUAUGGAAGGAGAAAAAAAUAGAGGAUGUGAUGUCAACUGUGACUCUACCCAAUGGAGACGGAACUUACCAGAUAACAGUUUUGACAAUUACAAAUUUGAUAGAACAGGAAAGUAUCUACUGCCAGGUUGAACACAGCAGCUUGAAAGAGCCAAUAAUAGUACAUUUGGGUUGA
Messenger RNA from Rana temporaria (common frog), 873 nucleotides. RefSeq names its product T-cell surface glycoprotein CD1b4-like. The transcript is spliced from 5 exons. The record is from RefSeq and is a predicted model, not a curated record. Gene Ontology annotation, molecular function: exogenous lipid antigen binding; lipopeptide binding; endogenous lipid antigen binding. Gene Ontology annotation, cellular component: external side of plasma membrane. Gene Ontology annotation, biological process: immune response; antigen processing and presentation, endogenous lipid antigen via MHC class Ib; antigen processing and presentation, exogenous lipid antigen via MHC class Ib. Bases 1 to 873 code for a protein of 290 amino acids. Lineage: Eukaryota; Metazoa; Chordata; Amphibia; Anura; Ranidae.